Messenger RNA from Lepus europaeus (European hare), 678 nucleotides. RefSeq names its product CD300 molecule like family member b (gene CD300LB). The transcript is spliced from 4 exons. Gene Ontology annotation, cellular component: plasma membrane. Gene Ontology annotation, molecular function: transmembrane signaling receptor activity. The record is from RefSeq and is a predicted model, not a curated record. Lineage: Eukaryota; Metazoa; Chordata; Mammalia; Lagomorpha; Leporidae. Bases 25 to 678 code for a protein of 217 amino acids.
GGCCAGGAGGGAGGAGCCGGGACCAUGUGGCUGCCCCCAGCUCUGCUCCUUCUCAGCCUCCCAGGCUGCUUCGUCAUCCAGGGCCCGGGGACAGUGACCGCGGUGGAGCAGGGGUCGAUGACGGUGCAGUGCCACUACCGCCCGGGCUGGGAGAGCUACAGCAAGUGGUGGUGCCGAGGACGGAUCUGGAGCUUCUGCCAGGUGCUUGUCCAGACCAGCGGGACGGAGCAGGAGGAGAGGAGCGGCCGCGUGUCCAUCAGGGACAAUCACAGAGACCGCUCCAUCACGGUGACCAUGGAAGGGCUCAGGCAGGACGACGCGGACACUUACUGGUGUGGCAUUAAGAGAGUCGGGACUGACCGCGGGACACAAGUGAAGGUGACCAUUGACCCAGGUGAGAACUCUGUCCCGCCAGCGGGAAGCACCAACCUGCCAGCAAUCCCGUCUACCAAAUCCCCUGCCAGGCCAACUGCCACCAGCAACAUGGGGCCAGCCUCUGGCUCCUAUAACAGGGGCCACUAUCUGCUGCUGGUAUUUGUGAAGGUGCCCGUCCUGCUCGUCUUGGCCAGCGUUGUCCUCUGGCUGAAGGGCUCCCAGAGGGUCUUGGAGGAGUUGCGGACCCUGGCUGCCCUUGGGAAUACACGUUCUCCACUGCCCACUGACCACGCGGGCCCUUAG